AUGGAGAUAGGGAGGAUAACUCAGCUUAAUGCACUUGAUUUGAGCCAUAAUCAUCUUGUUGGAGAAAUACCCCCUUAUCUAGCCAAUUUGAAGAGCUUGGUAAGCUUAAAUCUUUCCCACAAUUGCCUCUUUGGCCGCAUUCCUGAAGAACUUGAAAGUUUGACUGGUUUGCAGGAUGUCGUGUUGUCAUACAAUGAGUUGGGAGGUCCAAUCCCUAAUAAUAAAGCUUUUAUCAAUGCUUCAUUGGAGGGCAAUAAAGGUCUUUACGACAAUGUAAUAGGACUCCAGCCUUGCGAAAGGCCAUCUUCUGUGGUGAAGAAGCAGUCAGUGGCGAAGAGACGUAAACUCAUCCUCAUCACUGUACUUCCUGUUAUGGGAGCACUAGUACUACUAUGUGCUUUCAUUGGUGUCCUCUUUAUGUGUGAUAAAAGAAGGAAAGUUAGAGACGUUGAAAGACGUGAUGAUGGUUGGAUUUCAAUAUCCAUGUUAGAUGGAAAGGCAUUGUGCAGAGAUAUCUUAAACGCCACAGAGGAGUUUGAUGCUACAUUUUGCAUCGGGCAAGGAGGGCAUGGAAGCGUUUACAAGGAUUGUUCACCAUCUAUUGUUCAUCGAGACAUAUCAAGCAGUAACGUUUUGCUUGAUUCUAAGUAUGAAGCUAGUGUUUCAAAUUUUGGCAUAGCUAAGCUUCUCAAGCCAGACUCAUCCAAUUGCACUGUGCUUGCAGGAACGUAUGGCUAUGUUGCACCUGAGCUUGCAUAUACAAUGAAGGUUACACAAAUGUGUGAUGUCUAUAGCUUUGGAGUAUUAGCAUUGGAUAUAAUCCAAGGAAAGCAUCUUGGGGAAUACAUUACUGUGCUAGCAAAUUCAUCGACUAGAGAUCAUGUGCAGCUUAACGAUUUGCUAGAUGAAUGGCUUCCGUAUCUUGAAGAUAGCGUAAAAGAGGUUUUGGUUUUUAUCAUCAAGCUAGCAAGUUCUUGUUUGCUUGAAACUCCAAAAUCAAGGCCAACAAUGCACUUCAUCUCUAAUAGGUUAUAA
Molecule: messenger RNA, 1035 nt
Organism: Lycium ferocissimum
Lineage: Eukaryota; Viridiplantae; Streptophyta; Magnoliopsida; Solanales; Solanaceae
Product: MDIS1-interacting receptor like kinase 2-like
Exons: 3
Coding region: 1-1035 (344 amino acids)
Biological process (GO): protein phosphorylation
Molecular function (GO): protein kinase activity; ATP binding; protein binding
Source: RefSeq, a predicted model, not a curated record